CAUGGUAAAGCUGUGCACUAUUCUCUGUUUUCUAAUGCUACUAGCAUGUUUUACCCAGCCAAAACCCCAUGAUGGAUUUCCAUUACAUUCACUGGAGAUGAGAGAUCCAAACAUUGAUGCUAUGUGGUAUAAAGACAGAGGAAUACGACCCGUGGGGAGGUUUGGUAGAAGGACAUCACGAAGAAGUGAAGGAUCACAUUUUAGAAAGCACAGGUUGUGCUAUCCUGAGGUCCUGGCUAUGGACUGACUUAAACGCAUUGAAAACCUCAGACAGCAUGAA
Molecule: messenger RNA, 280 nt
Organism: Danio rerio (zebrafish)
Lineage: Eukaryota; Metazoa; Chordata; Actinopteri; Cypriniformes; Danionidae
Gene: prlh
Product: prolactin releasing hormone
Molecular function (GO): hormone activity
Source: RefSeq, marked provisional